Coniophora puteana RWD-64-598 SS2 is the source of this 1081-nucleotide messenger RNA. RefSeq names its product DNase I-like protein. Bases 1 to 846 code for a protein of 281 amino acids. Gene Ontology annotation, biological process: phosphatidylinositol dephosphorylation. NCBI's taxonomy places the organism in Eukaryota, Fungi, Basidiomycota, Agaricomycetes, Boletales, Coniophoraceae. Gene Ontology annotation, molecular function: phosphatidylinositol-4,5-bisphosphate 5-phosphatase activity. The transcript is spliced from 6 exons. The record is from RefSeq and is a predicted model, not a curated record.
AUGGCGUAUGCUAUGUCGCAGAAGCCCUUAGUCGUAGCGAACGCAUGGGCUAUGCACAAGGACCUCUCGGUCGAUCGCCCUGACAUCAUCUCGUUCGGCUUCCGGGAGGUCAUCGACAUCGAGUCGCGCAAGGUGGCGGCGAAAACAGUGCUCCCCGGUUACAAGAAGAAGGGCGAGUACGGCCGCCUCUCCAAGAAGUUCGCGAUGCUCGCCGACUGCCCGUACACAGUUAUUCACACGGAGAGUCUCGUCGGGUCGUUUACCUGUAUCUUCGCGAAGAACACGGAGAAGGUCGGUUUGAAGGAUAUCGCGGUUGCGUCGAUCAAGCGAGGGAUGGGUGGGCGGUAUGGUAACAAGGGCGGCAUCGUAUCCCGCUUCGUGAUCGAUGACACAAUGCUUGAGGAGAAGGAUGUCCUCUCCGCUGCUCGCGUGUUUGAGGGUCCCAUCACAAACGUCGAUGAAUCUAUGGUGCUCGAUCACGAGACUGGCCUCCCCGUCAUCGCUGCCAUGCACUCGGGCGAUUGGGAAGCCCUGCUCGCUCACGAUCGGCUCGCGAAGGAAAUGCGGUUCACUCGCGACUUCCGCUUCCGCUCAUUCAGCGAGGGCGCGCUCACGUUUGCACCAACGUACCGGUACAGAGGCGGAUCAGACGAGUUCGACACCUCGGAGAAACGGCGAGUGCCCGCCUGGUGCGAUCACGUGCUCUGGCGCUCUCGUGUGCCCGAACGCUUCAUGCAGACGCACUACUGUCGCCGGGAACCUAGCAUCAGCGACCACCGGCCCAUCAGUGCGGGCUUCGUUAUCACAGGAGGGCGGAAACUCCCUAUCGGCCAUAUCCGCCGAUAGCGCCCCGGAGGGGCCUGACAGAGGCCUAGCCAUGUCCGCAUGGAUAGCGCCGCAGGCGCGCUCCAGCGUGAAUCAUCGCCGCGAUAGCGCCCGAUAGCGCCCGAUAGCGCCCGGAGGGGGUCCCGGAGGGCUAGGUCAGGUCACGAUUUUGGCGUAGACAUAGUGCCCGAACACCCCUUUGAGUGUUGACUUGCUUGCUGAAGGAAUUAGACGACGUGUAUAUGAACAUCUAAGC